AUGGGCUCUAUCACACCCUCAACCCCAGAGUGGGAUCCACGAACCGUGCUGUCCACCCUCCCCAACCCACCCCCCGAAAACACAUCAACCCCCAUCCCCUUCUUCCACCUCCUCUCGCGCCUCAAAACCACCAAACGCGAAGGCUGGCAACAAGUACACCUCUCCCACCAUGGCGAAUCCAUCGCAGACCACAUGUACCGCAUGUCCAUCAUGACCAUGUUCUGCCCACCUUCACUAGCCACCCGCAUCUCCAUCCCGCGCUGUAUCGAGAUGGCGCUCGUCCACGACAUGGCAGAAUGUCUCGUCGGCGACAUAACCCCACUCAACACAGACAUCACCAAGACGGAAAAGGCAAGGCGCGAAGAGGCGACGAUGCAAUAUAUCACGGGGCCUUUGUUGGGGAGUAUACCCGGCGGUGGAGGACCAAGGGGGGCAGAAAGGAUGAUGGAACUGUUUCGCGAGUAUGAGGAUAAUAACACGCUGGAGGCGCGGUUUGUGCAUGAUGUCGAUAAGCUGGAGAUGGUGCUGCAGACGAUUGAGUAUGAGCGGGAGUUGGGCAGGGAUUUGGAUGAGUUUUAUCAUGUCUUGGGGAGGAUUACGUUGCCGGAGAUGAGGGAGUGGGCGGAGGUUUUGAUACAGGAGAGGAGGGAUAUUGCUGAGCAGAGGGAUACGUAUGUUAACGGGGUCAACGAGCUCAAAGGAGUCAACGGAGUCAAUGGCCACGCAGCGCAGGUGAAUGGUGUCAAAACAGUCAACGGGGUCAACGGAGUCAAUGGGAUGAACGGGGUGAACGGGGUCAGCGGGCAUGAGAACGGCGUCAAUGGAGUAUAA
Messenger RNA from Aspergillus versicolor CBS 583.65, 831 nucleotides. Its product is annotated as HD domain-containing protein. The transcript has 2 exons. The record is from RefSeq and is a predicted model, not a curated record. Gene Ontology annotation, molecular function: 5'-deoxynucleotidase activity. Gene Ontology annotation, cellular component: cytoplasm. The coding region runs from base 1 to 831 and encodes 276 amino acids. Lineage: Eukaryota; Fungi; Ascomycota; Eurotiomycetes; Eurotiales; Aspergillaceae.